UAAUUUUGCUUUUAUUAGUAGAGCCUGUAAUUUUGCCGCUCAUAAUGUGGCUAGAUGGGCGUUUGCUCAUCAGGUAUUUGGGUCUAUCCCGGUUUCGGUUGUACCUAACAAUAUUUUGUGUAACGACCGAGAGGUCUAACCUAUUUGAAUCUAUGAUAUAGACGCCUUUUCUCAAAAAAAAAAAAAAAAAAAGAACUCCCCUUAAAUUAUUAGAUGAAUUGAAAAAGCAAGGCUAUAAAUACAGAACAAUUAAGAGCGGGAAAAUUUGAAGAUUAGAGCAAAGAGCAGAAGAACAGAGGUGAAGAGCGUGAAAAUGGAGGACUCGAGUUCAAUGCUCAGCCAUAUCUCUAUUCUCAAGGACAUGCUCGAUCAAAUAACUCGUGAGAUCGAAUCUGAGAUCGUCAAAUGCUCGGAAUCCGAAAAAGCUAUGGCUGCCAGAGAAUCCGAUCUCACCAAAACGCUUUACGUUUCUCAGUUUCAGAUCACCAGCUUGAAUGCUCUCGCUCAUAGUUCAAGAAACUCUUUGGAAUCUUUGGAGAAGCAAUUGAGUAGUUUGAGAAUGAAGCGAGAUAACACGCUGCAGAGAAUCAGUGAUAAGCAAGAUGAGUUUGUAAAGAAGUGCAUAGAGUUUCAGAGUGAUGUUGGGAAGAAUGAUGAUCUGAGGACUUUGCUUUUGGAGAAAGAGUUUAUUGAGAAUGAAGUUUGCAGAUUGGAUAAGAAGAAUAGUAUGUUAAAGAAUUCAAUGCAGGCAUUUGUGGAAGAAAUUCUUGAAGAUCUUCAUAAUUGCAAUUGUGCUUUACAAGUUGAGAUAGAGAAAGGAAGUCAGGAAAAUCAGAAAUUGGUCAAAGAAAUUGAUAACUUGAAAACUACCUUGCUUUCUAAUAUCAUAAUUGAGGAUGAUUAGUGGUAAAGUCUCUUAUUCCCUUAAAAGCAUUCUUCAUUAUGUUGUGUUAAUGUAUCACCUGUUUCUAUUCAUUUACUCUCUUUACAGAAACUAGAAAUGGGAUAGAUGAACAUUAAAGGCCGAAAGCAAAUACCAAGUUAGUGUCAGCUUCCGUAAGCAGGGCGAAAAUGGAAAAACAACAAAAAUAAAACUUUGGUGUAAAAGCUUAUAGUUAGAAGAUGAUGAGCCAUAAUAGAUAACAUAGCAGCUAAUUCUUUUUUAGUUUACUUCUGGUAUGUCUUUCUUUCUUUGAUUUUAAAUGUUUUUGUUUAGCUUUGAUAGUUAGUUACUGAUUAGUAAUCACAAAUAUUCAGAUGAGUUUUUCUCUAGUUCUUAACAUAACUAAGUACAAUUUAUAUAUGAUAAUUAUAAUAGUUACAUAAUAAAACUGAUUUGAUCAGAUCAAAGCUAGCUGUAAGCCUGUAAUAAUACUCUUCUUUCCAACUUUGUUUUUUGGGGUAGCAUAACGAGUUGGGUGUUGGGACUAGUGUUUACUUUAGAAACCUUUUUUUUGGACAGUUGAGGAAAAAGGAAUGACAAAAUUAGGGGUGGCAAUUAGUGUUUGAAAAAUUUCAAUCUUAACUCACCUAUAUUUAUGUU
Molecule: messenger RNA, 1543 nt
Organism: Cannabis sativa
Lineage: Eukaryota; Viridiplantae; Streptophyta; Magnoliopsida; Rosales; Cannabaceae
Exons: 5
Coding region: 314-904 (196 amino acids)
Source: RefSeq, a predicted model, not a curated record